Molecule: messenger RNA, 1219 nt
Organism: Colossoma macropomum (tambaqui)
Lineage: Eukaryota; Metazoa; Chordata; Actinopteri; Characiformes; Serrasalmidae
Exons: 4
Coding region: 374-1117 (247 amino acids)
Source: RefSeq, a predicted model, not a curated record
CUUUUACUGAUGACUUCCAAACACAGUAUGUUGUAUAUUGCUACUGUAAUGAUGACAAAAAGGUACUUAACCAAGGAAAACAUUCUUUUAGCUUGAUUAACAGAGCAUCAUGCCUAAAAUCUGCAAAUCAGCCAAAUCAGGUUGUAAUUUAAUCAGCCAGUCUAGGUAGACUGUGAGUAACAUAAGUGACAUUUCCUUUUUCAGUCUAGUUCCAAACAGCUGUGUCAAGUUUUGUUUUGUAUUGUUUUAAUUGGCCACACAAUUUCAUGAUAUGUCUAUGAAAAAGUGAAAGUGAAAGUUUUUCUCUUUGAGUAGUUUAGAGAAACGCAGCACUGUCAGACCACAGAAGCUCUCAGGACCCAAAUCUGUCAAGAUGCUUGGAGAGUACCGUGUGGUAAAAUUCUUCAUGAUGGUGUUUGGGAAUGCUCUUUAUUCCCACAUACACUUCAUAGACCAGCUCACAGCACGUCUUCAUCUCCGUGAAGUUGUUUCAGAGGAGGAGAGUGACAUCAUUAUCGCUUUUGUCGCUGUUGUGUCUCGAGCUGGAACAGAUAUUGAAGCUGCUCUUAAGGAAAUUGCAUCGUCCCGUCCUGUUGUUCUAGUGGUUCUCCACCACACGUUUGAUCCAAAUUUCGUUGCUCCAGACAGCGGACUGACUGUUAACAGGAGUGAUGUGUUCACUGUGGACUGCCUGUUUCAUGAAGACAAAGGUCUGCUGAGAUGUGAGCGCAACGACCGGACACUGAAAGCAGUUACUGACCAUCUGAUAUCUAAAGGAGCGUUGGCCUGGCCACAGGAACGUCUUAAAUCGUUCCUUCCACGGAAAAGACUCACGCACAUCGGCCAGUACCUGCAGCAGCAAAAACGAAUUCUUCGGGUGAUAAUUUGGGCUCUGUUUGGCCUGUUCUCUGGUAUGCUUAGUGGGGACAUGCUUUGUGGGGACAUGCUUGGAGGGGACAUGCUUUGUGGGGACAUGCUCAGAGGGGACAUGCUUAGUGGGGACAUGCUUAGUUGGCUUAGUGGGGUUGUUGAUUGGGCUCUUUGUGACGACGGGAUACCUUUUUUAUCUCUGUUUUUGUCACAGAUAACUAACCUCAGAAAGUUUUACUGUGACUGAACUCUGAAAUUUAUAAUGCAUAUAAAAAAUGCUGAUUUUUCGAUUUACGAUUCGCAUCGACUCAGAAAUACAAAAUACAAACCGUUUAUGUUCUACUUCUGU